GACAGCCAGUUUGUUGUUAAAGGAAGUAGAUAAAAAAAAGUAGAGUAGAACUGUCCGAUGUAGAAAAAAGCCACCAUGAAAGAGAGAUAGGGUGUGUUUUGCUGUGAUUAAACACACAAUCGUCAUAAAACAACAACAAUUUGCACAGUAGAUAGCGUCUCUUCAUCUCGUCUCUGAUGCAGCUUUGAGAGUCGGGUGGGAUAAAACGAGCAGGUAUGAACGACAAUUUCGACCGAACUCCUGGAGCAGGGAGGAGCAGAAACCUUCCUGGAGACCCCGCCGGGUUCGUGGGAACCGCCGUGGACAGUGACACCAAAACCACGCUGUUCAACCAAAGAGAACCGCUGAGACAGCCGCGGACGUGCCCACCAGUGUCCGAAAACAACAGCAGCAGCUCGGCCGGAGAGGGAACGGUGGGAGGUAAAGAGCUGUCCACUAGCUAACAUCUCUAUUUACACAUCAGGCUGGCACAUCAGCUUUUUACUUUCAGAUUCGCUUCACGUUAGUUUCGCUGCCACAGACGGCUGACACGAGUCUGCUGACCAAAGGGGGAUAAUAAAGCGACCACUUUGACCCGGUCCACUCCAGAACCUGUCAUUAGCCUGCUAGCCGCUAAAUACCUGUAAGGACAGUUAGCAUGUUGGCGGAGCGUCGUGCACCUGUUAGACUGUUUGAUGUGAGGUAAUCCUGCAUCUAAAUCCAGACCAGACUCAGAUAACACAGAGUCCACAACACGCAUAUGACCCUCCUGGCCGGAUCCCAUGUUUGACUUUGACACUGACAUUCUUCUGAGUUUGGAUGACAGCCCACUUUCGUUUUUGUACAAGUGAAACUGAGAGUGUUGAGCGUGAUCGUUGUCUCAGAUCAGUGUGCAUAUUUAGAUAAAAUAUUACAGCUUUCAUUCAACAAUAAUAGUUCAUUUUAGCACACCAGACACUGUGACUUAUGUAUUACUGAAGUAAAAUUGAUAAAGUGGUGACAACAUAGAGAGGAAUACUGAUAGAGACUUCAAGAUAUGCUUUCCUCCCGAUUCGAUCUUUUGGAUUCCAAUUCGAUGUAAAUUGCGAUUCUACGAUAUUGACGAUUUUCUCGAUUUUUAGUCUGCAUUCUUAACACCAGUGAAACAGUUGAAUUAUUAUGAUUGUCCACUGACUAUAACAGAAACCGUAUUUCCCCCCAAAAUACACACCACAUGUAAAUCAGAUUUUAAGAUGUAUUCUCAAAUUUGGAAAAAAAAAAAUCGGUUUUUUUAACAUAAAAAUCGAUUUCAGAAUUGUAAAACCUAAACUCUCGAUACUUACGUGAACUGAUUUUUUCUCCGACUCUUAUGUCCUCCACAUAUCAGGUGUAAAACUGUAUUUUAUGUUGCUGGAGACAAAUAGUUGAAUUAAUAGAAAUGAUGGACAACUAGUAAAAAAAGUACAUCAAUUCUAUAAACAAUAUUGACGCUCAUUGUUCAAAAUUUAUAUGUCAGUGAGUGAAUAAUAUUUUUUUGUCCAGUUUGUCAAUAAAGAGGAACAAGCCUGUGUUAGAGGAAGUGGUUUUAGUCUCCUUUUUUUUUUUUUUUUUUUUUUAAUAAUGAAAUGAGUAUUUCUGAUUUAAUUUCAUUUGGAAGUUGCCCAGUUUAGAAUUAAAGUUACAGGUGUAAGUCAUCAGUUAUCUUUUAUCAGCUCCCUUAGCUGUGGCCCGAUGUUCAACCCAGUUGGCAUAAUCAAUCAGACUUUAUUUUUUAAGCACUUUUCAUACGUAGAGUGUAGCACAAAGUGCUGUCCAUUUGCGCAGGAUAUUAAAAAACUAUGAAAUGAAGUAAAUACAUAUACAAAUACCAAACCCCACCCACCCUCCCAACCCCCAUUCAACACAUACAGCACUCACACUCAAACACAGAUGCAUACUCAAAAGACCAGGUGAAGACUCUUCAACAUGCCACAGAAGACUGAGGAAACACUAUCUUGAGUUAUAAAGAUAAGGAAACACUGGAUCUAGGACAAAAAUGAUAAAACCAUGAUGAAAUAUAAUAAUGGUGAUAAAGCUUUAAAAUUUAAUUAAACAAAACAGUCUUAAAAUCAAACAAUAACAGAAAGUAAAUUUGAAAAAAAAGAGGUAAUAGAACACAAAAUAGUUACUCUAGGACUAAAAUAGGGUAAAAUUACAUAAUGCAGAUUAAGGUAUUCAUACAAAAUUCAACUAAAAGCCAGACUUAAAAGGUAGGUGUAGUUUACUUUUUGAAUGAUGAACAGUAGGUGUCGCUCUCAGGUCUGCAGGUAGGCUGUUCCACAGAUGGGAACCGUAAUGUUGGAAUGAUGAUUAAGACUGCAGUCAUCAGCGGGCUGCCAGUGUUGGUAGCUGAUUGUGUUACAAGUUACUUUGCCUGUAGUAAAGUCUUUACAGCCGUAGUACUGAGGAGAGUAUUGAUUCAAAGCAGGUGCGAAGAAAACGCUCUAUGAUAUCUGCGACUGUGGUAUGACUCAAAAUGAAAACUGAGUUGGAGCGUUGGCAUGUGGUCACACUGUAUGUGCUUGUGUUGUGUUAUAUGGUUCAGUGAACUUCACGGUGUAGCAUAGACUAGCAGGUGCGCACAAACACACACACCCCGCACUGUCUUAUAAAUCUCGCACUGAUUGAAGAUUGAAGUGAUCAAUACUUAAACUAACAGUUACACCCCAAGACUUAUAGUAAUAAGGAGACUUUUCCCCUGUGAGAAUAGAAGAGUCAAAUACUGAUAUAUAUGUAAAAACCGUAAUAUCUUUCUUCUUUGUCUUUCAGAUUCAAAGAAGCAGAACAAACCCCAACAAAAUGCAAAUGCCAACAACACACCAGCCUCCAGACAGUGUCACAGUGUGGAUCCUGUGGUCUUGUCCUCAAAGCUGUCAGCCAAUGCCCCAGAGUUUAUCCCCUGUGGAGGUGUCCAAUAUGAGGUGGGGAGAAUCUUUUACAUCACCCUCACUUUUAUCCUGACACAGUUAUCCCACUGGCUUUAUUGUUUUAUUUUGCAUUUGAAUCACACUGAAAAAUUAUGAUUACUGUACAGGACCCCGCUUAUUAUGAUGACAGCCAAAGCUACGGUGAGCCGACCCUGGCUGACAUGGUCUCAGACUUCCUUGGCCACCUGAGCUCCUCACCCGGCUCCUUUGAAACGGAUGUUGAACACAUCACUGGCAUGCUGAACUCCUGGGUCACCACUGAAGAGUCGCUGCAUGAGCUGGUGGAGCUGAUCUACACACAGGUCUGGAUUUACACAUUCAGUCGCUCUGAUAGCGUUUUCUGCCGACACUAAGUGAUAAAUCACCAAUUCUGACAUUUCUGUGAGAAAAAUACACUUCAAAUUAAACAUGAAUGCAUAUUUUGAGAAUUAAACACAAUAAAGCAACCAAACUCAGUUUUGAUUUUCUUUUUAUUGCAGUCUACUGCCAUUCCAAACUUCUCUUAUACGGGCGCCAGGCUUUGUAAUUACCUGUCCCAUCACCUUUAUAUCAGCCCACCUAGUGGCAACUUUCGUCAGCUGCUCCUGCAAAGGUGACUCAUUUCUGUUGAUACUGAAUUCAACAAGUGUUUAGAUCAGGGAUGGACAGUUAAGAACAAACUAGCUUUUUAUUAUUUAAUAUGUUGAUGCUGUUAAAAAAGUCGAGAAAUCUAUGAUUUUUUAAGUAGCAUAAUCACAACAUCCUUCUUCAGUGGUCAACACUGGUCAAAAAGUAGUGACAGGCCAACAAACAAUAUUGUAAUUAUGUUAAGUAAAGUGAGCUGUUUUAAUUUUUGUUAAGCUUUCAUUAAAAAAAGCAUUGUUGUCUCUAAUAGAUGUCGAACAGAGUUUGAACGAAGGGAUGUUGCUGUUCGAGGAGACACAGAAACCCAGAAGAAAUUCCACUCCUUUGUGCUGUUUUUGGGGGAGCUCUAUCUUAACUUAGAGGUGAGGUGUUUGACCUUUUCCUGCCUCUCUAAAAAAUAUAAAGGGUUUAACUAGUUCAUUUGUUGAUCUUUCUGCCGGUGUCUGUCUCUUCAGGUCAAGAGUGGAAAAGGACUCCGUGCAGAUAUCCUGCUCUCUGCUCUGAAUGACCUGAUGAAGAGUCUGUUCAAUAAUCCGGUGGAUGCAAAUCUGAUCUGUGCCGUUAAACUGCUUAAGGUUUCAAAUCUCAAUUAGAUACUUUUGUAAUGGAAGCUUUUUGGGUAAAUCUGUUUUAAGUCAUGUUAAAAGAAGAUGUUUUGACUCCGUAGCUGACCGGCUCAGUCCUGGAUGACGCCUGGAAAGAGAGUGGAAAACCACACAUGGAGGAACUGAUCCGCAAAAUAGAAACGGUUCUACUGGAUGCCACCUGCAGCAGGUGUGUAUGUCUGUAUGGGCUGUACGGUUGUUUGCAGCUGCUCCUUGAGGAUUAUGUAGAAGGUAAUUUAUGAUUUCAAACCUGCUUUUAUGUCAGAGAUGUUGGAAACAUGCCAAGUGUAAAGUCCACCCCAGUAUAGCCCACCUGAUGGACCUCCUUGUCCAAUGAGCCACCGUCAAAGAGAAUCCUCUACCAUACAGAUAAUCUUUUAAAAACACCCAAAAGAAAUAUUGUUUUCAUCAAAUAUGAAGGUUUUUGUCAGUUUUUGACUGUUGGAUUCAAAAACAACAUCAGGGAGCUGCACCAUACCUUAGACAGUGUCAGACCCCCACAGACACUCAGGGUAAAUCUCUCUGACGUGAACUUUUUUUCCUCUCAGGGAUGUCAGACAGAUGCUUCUCAAACUCGUCGAAUUGAGAUCUAGUGACUGGGGCAGAGUCCGAUCUGCAGCAGCAGCCAGCAACGCCACCCCAGACAACGACCCCAACUACUUUAUGGUGAGUGUCAACAGCCCCAAAUACCCCUUCUCCCUCCUUUCUAUCAGUUUACUUCCUCUUUUUUUUAGUUUGUAAUGGAUUCGUUUCCUCCUUUCAGAACGAACCCACAUUUUACACAGAGGACGGCACUCCUUUCACAGCAGCAGAUCCAGGUACGAAUAUUAACAGGGUUCCUGAGGCUCCUUGAAAAGCAUUGAAUCAGAUUUAUAACAUUUCAGGUCUUCAAAAAGUCUCAUUCAGGUGUCUAUUUAAUGUUAUUUGCAUUUGAUUUUUAAUACAUCUGUAGAGUUAGCUACUUUUACAAUACAAUACAUCACUACAGAGUGUUUUGUUUCAGCACAUUUUCACCUGCUCAUACAUUUCAGCAGCCACUAUUUUUUCCUCUGUUUUUACAGAUUAUGCCGAAAAAUACCAAGAGAUCCUGGACAGGCAGGACUAUUUCGACAUUGAUGGAGAAAAUGGAAAUGAACUGUGAGUGCAUAUGGAGAAAAGAUCAAAAGAUGGGUCUCUGGUGGUUUUGGUGAUGCUUGUUGUCAUGCAAACUGUCAUUUUUGUAGACUUUAAAAAACACAAUCACAGUCACUCCUUGAGUUAUUUAUGCACAAAUGCACCUUUAUGUAAUGAUGAGAUUUUCAUCUUUAGUCAUGUGACGAAUGAGUCACCGUUGCAGCUUCACACACAGGUCACAUGACUAACACUGACCUGUGGGCCCCUGAGCUUGGAGAAUGUGUUUGACUGGCCCACAAUGCAACAGAGUCAAGCAUGGUCUCAGUUUCGGUGUUGUCAGCAGAUGGGUGUGAAAGAGGGCUUAACUCACUCCUGUCUUCUCUCAGAACAGCGUGUGUUUGACGAUAUACUGUAUGAUGAGUUACUCGCUUAAAUCCUACAAACACUGAAGAACAACAAGUCAAGUUUCUAGCUAUGAAUCUAAACCUUUCUUUGGUUUUCUUUGCAGAUACGACUCUGAAGACGAGAUGGAGCCCGAGAUAGAAGAAGCUUUUGAGAGUUUUUAUUUAGAAUCAGAGAGGAAACGAAAACAAUGACGUGAGACAUGCACAUGCUGUAUUUUCUCAAUCACCUCGCUGGAAUACUGAAAAAGCAGACAAACUAGCAACAAAUAGGUUCAAAGUUUUAUUUUACAACAAACAAAGAUUUUAAGAGCUGUUGAUAGCUGCACUCCUGACUUGUUUUUAAGUGUUGAUUAGAGAACGGGGACAAUCAACAGGAUAACUGUUCAACAUGUUACGGUAUGAAGAUGUUUUCAGACAUGGAAGUUCUCUCUGUGUUGUUUAAAAUCCUUAAGUAAAUGCUUCCUUCUUUAACCUAAACUUAGUGCCAAGAGGGAAAUAGUGUGCUGUGAAUUUGUUUUUAGAGUUCUUUUUGGAACGGCAGAAAAGUUUCAGCGAGUGUGUGCAUAGUUUUGAUAUAUUUUUGUGCAUAAUUUCAUAUCUUUCAAUUGAUGCCCCAUUUAUGAACACAGGCCAAAACACACGGACCAUUCAUCGGAGAUCAGCUGUUUUCAUUGAAAAAACACUGUGCAGAGCUGAGGGGAAGUUUCACUGCAUACUUACAGUCAGCCUUUCUUAUAAAAUAGUGUCUUUUACCAGAUGGCUGAUAUCAACUGCGGUGCAGGUCACUUGAUUUAUAAAGAAGUCAAAGGUUGUGCAGUGUGAAAGUGCAAACAGCACUGGAAACACUAAAUUUACUAACCUGGAAGACCCUUUAAAGAAAUUCUUUUUUGUUUCUUCUUGAGGUCUUUAAAUGAGUAAUUCAUGUCAGUUUAUGUUCUGAAAAUGCAGUGCAUCUAACCCCAGUUUAUUUCCUGAAUGUAGCUUUAAACAUCUAUGCGGCGUCUUGCAUUUUGCAGCGGUCAGCAUGACCACACUCACCUGCAAAAAGGAUUCAUUCUUUUCCAAGACUGAAAGACUGUUGACCAGCAAUCCACGGAGCCCGUAAAAAAGGAAUGUUGUUUUAUAGUUUGUAAAUAUAAUUUAUGCUAUUGUUUGCCUGCAAUAAACUCUUUAUAAUGUGUGACGUUGGCGGUUUGAUUCAUGUUCAAGCAUCUGUGUAAAGUAAAAAACUAUUGGCACAGUUUUUGAUGAGUUCUCCAAAACACCUUUGUACAUUUAACCUCAAAUAAGUACAAAAUUUCUGAAAUAAACUGCUCAGCUAGUGAUGUGUCAAUACGACUGUGUA
Messenger RNA from Xyrichtys novacula (pearly razorfish), 7015 nucleotides. NCBI's taxonomy places the organism in Eukaryota, Metazoa, Chordata, Actinopteri, Labriformes, Labridae. The record is from the annotation of a GenBank genome assembly.